Dujonia railenensis is the source of this 771-nucleotide messenger RNA. The record is from the annotation of a GenBank genome assembly. Lineage: Eukaryota; Fungi; Ascomycota; Pichiomycetes; Serinales; Debaryomycetaceae.
AUGCUCUCAAGAAUACGGAUUUUGAAUCCCAGGCUCGGGUUCUACGUGCCAAUUCGUCUGCUCGGUCAAGGGAAGCCUAGGUCUGGUCGCACCAAAAGGGCACUUCCUCUUUCAACUGAAUUGAGCCAGAAACCCAAUGAGUUCGUACCGUUGUAUACUAAAUGUGGUUGGUUUGUUGUAGCAAAAGAUUAUAACAUUGUAGAUUGGACUUUACCUCAGCUAGAGCCAAUAUUCACAGAAAAAUUGAAAGAAAUAAAGAAAUCAGGCAUUAUUACUAUCUCACCUGAAGUACGGAAAUCAAUUCAAUCAGGAAUCGAUGCCUGGGUUGCGACCACUAAACUACCUUCAAAGAGUAAGCCUAAAAAACUUGCAAGGGCUGACUCUGAAGAUAUGAAAGACUAUUUGGCAACAUUACAUGAAAACAUAGCAACGGAAUUGACUGGUAUGAUCUCCGAAACAAACCUUGAAAAGAAGGCAGCCAAGUUGCUCUUUGAGCCACCUAAAGAUAACGAAAAAUUAUAUCCAGAUGUCGGUUCUGUGAAGGCAUGGAACUAUUAUCUUCUGAAAUAUUCUAAAACCAUUGAAGUUGUUCCUGAAGGCUCUAGUAGAAGGGUCAUAUUAGCUGAAUCAUGGAAAAAGUUUUCCCCAAUCGAAAAAGAAAAAUAUAGACUCGAAUAUGGGAAGUUGCUAGAAUCUGGCUUUGACAUCUCGGCUGGGAAAGUUGUUGAUAAAAAUUUGAAAAGGAAGCCUAGGAAGAAAACAUCGGCAUAG